Messenger RNA from Elgaria multicarinata webbii, 996 nucleotides. RefSeq names its product mas-related G-protein coupled receptor member H-like. The record is from RefSeq and is a predicted model, not a curated record. Gene Ontology annotation, biological process: G protein-coupled receptor signaling pathway. Gene Ontology annotation, molecular function: G protein-coupled receptor activity. Gene Ontology annotation, cellular component: membrane. The coding region runs from base 1 to 996 and encodes 331 amino acids. Lineage: Eukaryota; Metazoa; Chordata; Lepidosauria; Squamata; Anguidae. The transcript has a single exon.
AUGGUGACCAAUUUCAGUGUGACAUCUCAAUCCUUGUGGAAUGACACACAGUAUUCAGACACAAACAAUCAGACUGAUUUCCCAAUUGAAUAUUUUUGGUAUGAAACAAUCAUUUACCCCUUCAUUUUUCUUAUAUCCCUUUUGGGACUUCUGGGGAACGGAUCAGUCAUCUGGCUACUUGGCUUCCAUAUGAAGAGGAAUCCUUUUACCAUCUGUAUCCUGAACUUGGCUGUCACUGACUUUAAUGUCCUCAUAGCCCUUACAUUAGAAUCAAUAGGUGUGAUUCUAUUCAUUUUCACGGAUUACUUUGCUGUGUUUGUGCUAUUUGCUUCUUACAUUAGCUUAAUCUUCAUGUACAACACUGGUCAACUUCUACUGACUGCAAUCAGUAUUGACAGGUGUGUGGCUGUGUGGUUCCCAAUUUGGCAUCGAUGCCACAGGCCACCACAUUUAUCCACCAUUGUGUGUGCUCUGAUAUGGGUCCUCUCUUUGAUUCUAUGUGGAAUUCAGGUACUAGUUAUAAUUACUGGUCAUAAUCCACUGGUACAUGGUAUUGUGAAUGUUCUGAUCUGUUAUCCACUGAUGGCCACCUCUACUCUGAUCUUGUCUGUUAAAAUCUGUUGUAAACAACAUAAACGUAAGCAAACAAAGACUUUAACAGUAAUUCUGCUUGCACUGUUAUUUUGCCUAAUCUUUGGAAUUCUACCAAAUUACUCUUUUAUUCACGUUUAUACUACUACGUCUUAUUUUAUUUCCUCUGGAGAUUCCUAUUUCAUUUAUUACAUAACUACAUUUGUAAUGAUGAUAGAGAGGACUUCAAUUUUUGAUAGCAUCUCAUCUCUCUGUAUCUGUGUAAACAGCAGUAUCAACCCAGUGCUUUAUUUUCUUGCUGGGAGAAAAAGGAAGAUACUUUCCAGGGAGUCUAUGAGAGUUAGACUCCAGAGGGUUUUCAGUGAUGAAGAAGACCAUAGGGAGGAAGAGGGCUUCCCACUUUGA